GUCAGCCCUCUACGCGUGCUCCGCCCAAAACACAUGUGUGACACCCACCUCUGUCUCUAUAUCUCAAGCUCACUCACUAUGAAUUAGCGAGAAAUCUUAAAUCACCCACCCUUGAGACGAAACUAGGAAAGCUCUCCCAUAAUCUCCUGAAAAAAUCCCAUAUCCAUCAUGGAUAAAAAGACAAAGAAUGUCUUUCAACUGGAUACACCAUUCACAACCACCAAAUGGUAAAGUCGUCACCCCACAUUUCCAAGCAAACCACUCACAAAUCCACAGGCCAGAAAUCUCUCCAAAGGAUCAAGACCACAUCCUAGAGCUUCUCUGCAGGUAAGUUUGGCCCUUGACCCACUCAAGGUCCAUCAUCUGACUCUCUCAUCAUAGUCUCAUAUCCCCAAUCGGCAAACAUCGCACAAACAACACGCCAGCAAAAAGCAAAGGCAAACGAGCCAAGCGCUCGAGAAAAGAAGCCAAAGACGAUAAAGACCAUUUACAACCAGAUAACUCUGUCCCACCGCCAGAAAUAUCCUCAUUCAUUUCCAUUGGUCUUCGGGCCAUUACACGACGUCUAGAAUCCUCAUCCAAAGUCUCAAAACCCAAUGGUGACCAAGAAAACGGGUCGGUAAACGAUGCUACUACCGAACCUCCAGAACCAAAAUCAAAAAUUUCCAAGCCCAGCGCCGACAACAAGGAAGAAACCAAACCCCUCCACUUCUCCGCAAUAUUCGUCCUACGAAACGCGCACGAAAAACUGAAUCACGACCACCUCCCCCAACUCGUCGCCACCUCCUCUCUAGCCCAUCCCCAUCUCCCCGCAACAAGACUCGUCCAACUCCCCGAAAGUUAUGGUCCCAGGAUCUGUAACGCGCUGGUGCUGCCGCGAGUGAAUUUCAUAGCUUUGCAUGAUGGGGCGCCGCAUGCGGGCCAACUUGUCUAUUUUGUGAGGAUGCAUGUAGCGAAGAUUGUGAUGCCGUGGUUGGAGGAAGUGAAGAGUGCGGAGUAUCUUCCUGUGAAGAUUAAUACGAUUGAGACGACGACUGGGCCGCCGAAGGAGAAGAAGGAUGAGAAGAAGUGGAAGAAGAAUGUCUUUCGUGAGAUUCUGGUUGGGGAAACUGAGAAGAUGGGGGAAGUAUGUGAGGCGUGAGAUUUGACCAGAAGGGAGAAAU
This is a messenger RNA of Hymenoscyphus albidus, 1163 nucleotides long. The record is from the annotation of a GenBank genome assembly. NCBI's taxonomy places the organism in Eukaryota, Fungi, Ascomycota, Leotiomycetes, Helotiales, Helotiaceae.